AUGGCCGAACCACCACAGCAUGACCUAGGCAAUCAAUACUACGUCCUAGUGACCGGCGCAAACAGCGGCCUCGGCCUCGCCAUCUGCGCACGCCUAAUAACCACCUUCCUCACAACCUACCCACCCACCACCCACCUAACCAUAAUCUUCACGACCCGAAGCGCCAAAAAAGCCUCCUCAACCCUGCACCACCUGCAAACCCUCCUCCCCCCCAUCUCCUCCCCCACCACAUCCAGCAGAAUAACCCUCCACCCCGAAACCGUGGACCUGUCCUCUCUCCCCUCCGUCCGCGCCCUCUCCACCCGCCUCACCCAAACCCUCCCAAAACUCGACUCCAUCGUCCUCAACGCCGGCAUCGGCGGCUGGACAGGAAUCGACUGGCCGCGCGCAAUCUGGGGAACUCUGACCGACCUCGUGCACAACGUCUCAUGGUUCGCGCAUAAGAUCGCGCCCGUGGGGAUGAUCACCCCGCCUCAAACCACACAGCCUGAGGAGCCGCGCCUGGGUAGCGUCUUCACGGCGAACGUAUUCGGUCACUACAUGCUCUCGCAUGGCGUCAUGGGCUUACUUCGGAAAUCCACGCAGCCGGGCCGCGUCAUCUGGGUCUCGAGUAUCGAGGCCACCGUGAAUCAUUUUAAUGUGGAGGAUAUUCAGGGAUUGAGGUCGACUGUGCCGUAUGAGAGUUCGAAGACGCUUACGGAUAUUUUGGCGUUGACGGCGGAGACGCCCUCUACGAGAAAGUGGGUGGAGGGGUUCUACACCCCUCACAAGGGAGGUGAUGAUGUGGAUGAGAAGGGUGGUGAAAGGGAGGGCAAGGAGCCACGCAUGUAUCUCUCGCACCCUGGCGUGUGUGGAACGGGGAUCCUCCCGUUGGCGUUGCCGCUGUUCUGGUGCAUGAUCGCGUCGUUUUAUAUUGCCCGGUUGUUGGGGUCGCCGUGGCAUACGCUGUCGACGUAUGCGGGGGCGUGUGCGCCGACGUGGUUGGCUAUUAGUCGGCAGGAGGAGCUGGAUGCUGCGGAGGACGUGUAUCGGGCUCAUGGGGGCGGGAAGGUGAAAUGGGGGUCGUCGUGUGAUCGGUUGGGGAGGGAUACGGCGGUUUCGACGGAGGUGGAUGGCUGGGGUCAUGGGGGUGUGGUUGGGGAGGCGGUGGUGAUGGAGGAUCGGUGUCGGAGGAGGAAGCGUGGAGCGAGGGAUUUGACGGCGGAGGAGAAGGUCGAGUUUGAGGAGUUGGGAAGGAAGUGUUGGCAAGGGAUGGAGGAGUUGAGGGUACAGUGGGAGGAGAUUUUGGAGAGGGAGGAG
Messenger RNA from Aspergillus costaricaensis CBS 115574, 1299 nucleotides. Its product is annotated as 3-keto-steroid reductase. The record is from RefSeq and is a predicted model, not a curated record. Gene Ontology annotation, cellular component: mitochondrial outer membrane; lipid droplet; endoplasmic reticulum membrane. The transcript is spliced from 2 exons. Gene Ontology annotation, biological process: ergosterol biosynthetic process. NCBI's taxonomy places the organism in Eukaryota, Fungi, Ascomycota, Eurotiomycetes, Eurotiales, Aspergillaceae. Gene Ontology annotation, molecular function: 3-beta-hydroxysteroid 3-dehydrogenase (NADP+) activity. The annotation marks the transcript as partial.